Messenger RNA from Amoebophrya sp. A120, 5396 nucleotides. The record is from the annotation of a GenBank genome assembly. Lineage: Eukaryota; Dinophyceae; Syndiniales; Amoebophryaceae.
AGUUUCUGGAGUAUGUUGAUCUGUGCUAGCAAUAAAACGACGAUUGCCUGACAGACGACUUGGGCUUGCCGUCAUCUCAUUAUAGCAGGCAAACAAGAAACGAAGUGCAAAAUAAAGAUGUCUUGCUCCAACAACAACAGCAAGAUGGGGCUGGCGGUGCCCUUCACGGAAUCCAACACGAAAUCUUAUGAGUUUCUUAUCGUGCAGCCCAGCGGCAAGAAUAAGCCGCUCCACUUAAAUCUAUCCAGGAAAAAGCACCCCCAUCCAUUUUCUGCAUGGCAAGCGCAGGCCCUGCGCAUGUUGUGUAUGACAAAGCGGAUUGGGUUGGGUCUUUUUUUGUGGAUGAAGUCAGAUCAAGCUCUACGACCCGAAAGGGAAAAACAUCUGCUCCCUGCCUUCGACCACCGUGUGGCAGUCGUCCACCCACCGCGCGAACACCAACCGCGUAUGCCUUGCAAAAGCAUCGCAGUAGAAUUGCUUCGAUAAAAUUAACCCGCAUGACGUAUCUGAUUUCCUCAAGAAGAAAACUUGCAGUGGGACUCUUUAUGCAGACUCGGGCAGAAAGCGAAAACCUGGCUUGUCGUGCAUGGCUGCGAUUUCAGUAUGGGCACGAUACUUUUGCAAUGGAUGCCGUUACUGUGCGAGCAAUGUGCUGACCGGCGAGAAGGACGAAAACUACCCACAAAAAAAGACCCAUCCCCAUCCAAGUUGCCAUGCAAAACAUUCAUAAAGUCCUGUGCUUGUCAUGCAAAAAUCGAUCGGGGUGCUGGCGCUGGGUCUUUUUUUGUGGAUAAGAGCGGGCAGCCAACCAUGAACCACACUGCCCACGUAGACGGCCCGGCGUGGCUCAAAAUCCGCUUUACCAUUGAGAAAUCCUCUCCCUUCGCCUCCUAUCGGAAGCGAAAGCGUAGCUAUAGUGAUAUCGCUGUCGGAUGAAUCUGCAACGCAGUAUUAACGCAUGCAAAAACUAAAACAACAUACCUGAAAAAUUGGUAUAGCGAAGCAUCCGCUCUAGGCAACACUUCUACUCCAGAUCGUGCACCAUGAGGACUGCGAUCUGUAAAAAGACCGGUAGCGUUAGCUUUAGCUCACUUUUUUGGUUGAUGCCUUCCCGGGGGUAAUCGUCCAGUUAGACGAAGACCACCCGUAUUCCCUGAAAAAUAACCACCCCAUCCACUUUUUGCAUGACAGACACAGACUUUCUUUAAAUUGCUACAUGUUUUGCAUGGCAAAUUGGAUGGGGAUGGUUAAUUUUCAGGGAAUAGUCCGGAUUUUUCGCUCUUUGGCGCGAUUCCCUUCCCGGACUGCCAGAUUUGGGUGCCCCGCGAUAUGGGGUAGUUCUCAAUAAACGUUACAGUGAUCUUCGCUCUCGCGUGACCACUUUGUGAUGCAAGGGUAGCAACAUCAAGACGAGUGAACAGGGUUAGCACAACGAGCACCAGGAGCUUGCGUGUCUUACAUUACAGACUCGGCCGCAAGGAUUGCAAUGCUAUUGAGCGCGGCGUGGAAAAUAAAACUUGUCAUGCGAAGCAGCCUCAAGAACCAACGUAUGGAGAGUCAUACGGAAUUUUGCCUAGCAAGAAGUCUACUUCAUGUAACGUUUCUUGACAACGCCAUACAGAACCCGAGCGGAAUCAUCCCGCCGCCGCCCACCCGGCACCGCGAAUUGGGCUACUUCCUAUGAAUUGCAAAAGUUAAAGUAUCGUACUCGUAUAAAUGCAUUACAAAUCUCCUCAGCGUGAGAAAUGAAAUUUGUAAUGCAGAUUUGCCUUAAGACAAAGAUUUGCAAUGCAAGACUUGCACUCAUACGAAUACGAUACUUUUGCACACGAUACUUCCAGUGCGGGGACAACGUGUCGCAGAUUUGCGAGUGGGAACAUGCGUACGAAAAGCAGCAGGCGUUGCUGUUUGCCCAGCGGGAGCGACAGAGAAUGUGGAAACUGAAGCAGCUCUCCAGCGUAUCCAAGAAAAAAACGUUGUAGGUGUAACUUUAUUCUUGGAGGAUUAGCAUGACAAAUAUCUCUCGCAUGACAGCAAAAACCUGUCAUGCGCAGAUAGUACGGGAAAACGCCCAUGAAUGGACCCUACGAUGCACGCCAAGCAUGACAGACGCAACCAUCUUGCAUGUUGCGCAUCAUGAAUUUACACUAAGGACAACGUUUUUUUCUUGGAUGCAGCGAGAUGACCGCGAACGCGCAGGAGGAGAUCGAGACCCCGCCCCUCCGAAUACGCAUUGCAAAAAUGUCUGGGUCUGGAAACUUGUGAUGCAACUCUGUGAAUAAUGAGCUCACUGCAAUGGGUGACCAAGCAUGACAAGUUUUUGGGCUCCCGUGUGUUGCGUAUUCCGCAUGGCAGGCUUCGUUUUUGCAUGACAGGAAAGAGCGUCUUUUCGCGCCUAAGCAUCACAGAGUUAAAAGUCAUGCCAGACAAGCAUGACAAAUCUUGCAUUCUUCCAGACCCAGACAUAUUUGCAAUGCAUACCGAAAGGUGAAGAUCUACAACUCCUCGCACCGCGGUAUGGCGUUCUCAACUGUUACAUUCUCAGCUGUUACAUGGAUUUGUGAUGCAAGAAUGGGAAAAGUGAAAGGGAGGAGAUUGCGCCUGUAGCAUUACAAACUCCGCACAGAUUUAGGCGCUGUUUAGCCCUGGGCAAAUUUGUCAUGCCAAGCAGCUUGAUCGAGUGGAUGAUGAUGGUGCUUCUGCAUGACAGAUUCAUGUAACAGUUGAGAAUGUAACGUUUGAGAGUCCCAUACGCGGUGGCUGGCGCUACGCGACCUGCGCCGACCGGUUGGAGGGCGCGCGGAUCGAGCUGUGGGACGUGACGCCGAUGAUGAUGGUCUCGGAGUCGGACCGCUCCUUAUCCACAGGAAAUAAUUUCCUGUACACGUUGUACAAAUGCAGUUUCUUCAUGGCAAAACUUGCCCUCAAUCUUAAUCAGCAUGACAAGUCUGACACUCAAAGUUAGCGAAGUUUGUCAUGCAUUUUGUACAUGUGCGGGAAAUUUGUGUUGCAUACUCCUACCAGGAAUCCCCGAUUCACAUGGGCGAAGACCACAUGUUAGUAGAGGAGAGGACGCAGGUACUUAGUUGUAUGGGCGGGAUCUUCGUACUACAGCUUGAGUUUCGUGAGUUUCACGCUUCUUUUCAUGAUUCGUGGCGCCAGAGAUUCAAAAGUAUAAAAAUCGUUCAACAUCAUUGAAAAAUCAUACUCCCAAAACCUCAGGACCCCCUGAAGACCUCGUUGAAGACGAAGAUCAAGGUUGCGCUGCGAUUGUAUCCUGUGCAAAAGUAUCGUACUUGGUAGAAAUAUCGCUAUCGUGUGAAAACAAUGAAUUCAUCUUCAGCAUAUACAAAUGAAAUUUGUGAACGCAGAUGCACCCGCUUGAGAGAGAGAUUUGUAAGACAUUACUGCAGUCAGUACGAGUUCGAUACUUUUGCAAUGCAUAGGUUGUGGUCGCACACCAUUUCGCGGCCGGAGGACGAUGCGCUGUUUGGGGAAAACUACUGCAAAUCCUUUCCGUUGGUUGAGGAUGGUUACGUGCUGGUUCAGGAGGAAAACGAAGUGGAGGUCACUGCGGACGAAGUAGAAUUCGUAACGGCGGUCCCCCCGGCGGCGACAUCCGCCGUGCUGCCCGGAAUGAUGUGCAGCGACAGCUACGGGUUGUACAACUACGGUGACAAAAAAUUUUACAUGCAGGAGCCCCAAGUAGAGCGGGACAACUACAACAACACUUGCGACAGCUUUUAUUCAUCCUCGUCGAACUACAACAGGAACAGCUGCAGCAACCUGUAUAACAACGCUACCACGACCAUGUCGCACACCUACACCACUGCGGGCUUCGACGACGACGAAGAACAUGCGGACAACCACGACCACGAGAAUGAUGAACGAACGGAACUAAAAACUUGGGAGACCACCAAGAGCACCACCGCAAUGGAUUUGUUGAAGAAAGAAACGGAGAAGCUGCAGAUGAUCUACGAAGCCCGCUACGGUUCAGUCUGCGACAAGAACUCGACGUCGUCCCCAAUGGUGACCAAAACCCGUCUGGAGCAGAUGGCUAUUUCUGCGGAGGACCAGAUCGAGGACGAGGACGAGCACAGCAAUAGCAAAUUCUACUACGGUGAAGACGAGAACAAUAAUUGCAGCUGCAGCUCCUCUUCCUGGAAAAAGUCUUACUGGAACAAUCGUGAUGACGACAGCUACUACUACAACUCUUCCUCGGGGAGCAUCAAACUGGAAAAGACCAUGUCGACGUCUUCCACGGAAGAGGAAAAGGAGGAUGCAAAGUUUUCCCUCCUGCUGACCAACUAGGAUUCUGAUUUAUGCUGGUUCAGUGCAGGAAGUCGAAGUAGAUGUAGAAGUACUUUUCUAAGAUGAUGGAAGGAUGAAAUACUCAUUAUCAGGUCUGGUGUAAAGAAAUGCUAUAUCUCGCUUCAGUGAGCAAAAUCUAUACGCAAUAACGAACUACCAACUCUGCCCUCCACGUAAAAUUUUUGGAAAAUGGAUGAUGAUCAUCAGUUUUGUUGUUUUUGGCAUGGAAGGUCGUCGCACUAGGAUGAAGAAGCUAGAACUACACAAAAAAAACAUGUAUUGAACAGCAUGAAAUAGAAAUACUCCCGGGCUAUUCAAGAAAAUAAAGACUGCUGUGAAAUCAAAUGGGCUACGCUUGCACUGCCAGCACCACUACACCGCGGUCGACGGCUCUGGCUGUGCAUGCAUUUCGACGACGUAUUAUAACACUUCACAACUUCGACACAACUACCCCUACUUCUACACCGAUGUUUUCGGCAAUAGAAAUAUUAUAAACCCGUAUUGAUCAAGUACUGUUUAAUUGUGUCUGCAAAUGCUAGCGUUCAAAAUUUUUCACAAAGUAGAAGAUGUCUUUACGUUUACAACAACGUCACAUUUUGCUAGGGAGUGCCACCAGGUCCAGGGGUUAGAACCGAUGACAAAGAUGCGAUAACGGUGGGGAAAAACCAAUACGUAUGCGACAACUACGUCUUCGAAUAAACACAGAAGCACAAAAUUGUUUCUUUUUUCAAAGCUAUGGGCUGCGGCUGCAACUGCAUCAUGGGCUAAAAAACGUAAACCAAACGAAUAAUUUAAAUUAUUAGAGCUGCUUCUAUUGCGGUAGGCUAUCGACACAGGUGUGUGAUCAUUUACGUACUAGGCCGCUGAGUGAAAGUCUAACUUUACUCUUUUUUGAUACAGAUGCCUUUGUCGUGGUCGUGUCCAGACAGUGACAAGCUCUGUUGAAUGUGUCUUUUCACAAGGAGGAAACGAGUCCCCUCGUCCCACGGGGAUUCAUGUGCGAGACAUGCACGAGGACCACGAAAUCAAUGGAAUUGGAAACUCACUCUUCAAAUCUGAUCUUCCUCAUUUUCUUUUUCAUGUGU